Messenger RNA from Nestor notabilis (Kea), 1803 nucleotides. It is a transcript of the gene PDCD4, whose product is annotated as programmed cell death 4 (neoplastic transformation inhibitor). Gene Ontology annotation, biological process: negative regulation of DNA-templated transcription. The record is from RefSeq and is a predicted model, not a curated record. Bases 215 to 1615 code for a protein of 466 amino acids. Gene Ontology annotation, cellular component: cytosol; nucleus. Lineage: Eukaryota; Metazoa; Chordata; Aves; Psittaciformes; Psittacidae. The transcript has 12 exons.
AGAGGUGGACAACUGAUGGAACAUUCCACUACGAAGACUAAAACUGUUCUUACAAGGUAGUUUGCUCAGAUUAGUCUGAGAUCCAUACAGGAAAAAAAAGAUCUCUCAACCAACAGUGACUGGAACCACUUGAGAACUCCUGGAUGAUCGGUUGAGGCCUUGGAGGGAAAGCACUAAAGACUUUACAUUUCACAGUCAGUUCUGUUAAGCAACUAUGGAACUAGAAAAGGACCACAUUUCUACUACCCCAACAGAACUUGAGAAUCUGAGUGAUGCUCCGUUUUCCGGUGAUGAAGAAAAUGGUGGGUCUGAGGAACGAAAGACUGAAAUCAACGGGAAUUGGAUUCCUGCAACUUCAAUUACUGAGGCCAAAAUAAACGCUAAAGCAAAGAGGCGCUUGAGGAAAAACUCUUCCAGAGAUUCUGGGAGAGGAGACUCUGUUAGUGACAAUGGAGAGACGCUGAAGGUUGGAGCUGCACCAACGAGCCCAAAGGGGAAACUCCUGGACAGGAGAUCCCGGUCUGGCAAGGGAAGAGGUCUACCAAAGAAAGGUGGAGCAGGUGGUAAAGGUGUUUGGGGAACACCAGGUCAAGUGUAUGAUGUGGAAGAAGUAGAUAUUAAGGAUCCUAAUUAUGAUGAUGACCAGGAGAACUGUGUCUAUGAAACUGUAGUUUUACCUCUGGAUGAAAGAGCAUUUGAAAAAACUUUGACACCAAUCAUACAGGAGUAUUUUGAACACGGAGAUACUAAUGAAGUUUCGGAGAUGCUGAAGGAUUUGAAUCUUGGUGAGAUGAAAUACAGUGUGCCAGUGCUGGCUGUGUCCCUGGCAUUAGAGGGGAAGGCUAGUCACAGGGAAAUGACAUCCAAGCUUAUCUCCGACCUUUGUGGGACAGUAGUAAGCAAAACUGAUGUGGAAAAGUCGUUUGAUAGAUUGCUUAAAGAACUACCUGAAUUGGUGUUGGAUUCUCCCAGGGCACCACAGUUGGUGGGCCAGUUUAUUGCUAGAGCUGUUGGAGAUGGGAUUCUAAGCAGUACCUACAUAGAUGGCUACAAAGGCACUGUGGAUUGCGUCCAAGCUCGAGCUGCACUGGACCGAGCUACUGUGUUGCUGAGCAUGACCAAGGGUGGAAAGCGUAUAGACAGCGUGUGGGGGUCAGGAGGUGGGCAGCAGUCUGUGAAACACCUGGUUAAAGAGAUUGAUAUGUUGCUGAAAGAGUAUCUGCUUUCUGGAGAUGUACUGGAAGCUGAACGUUGCCUUCAGGAACUGGAAGUACCCCAUUUUCACCAUGAACUUGUAUAUGAAGCCAUUGUAAUGGUUUUGGAGUCAACUGGGGAAAAGACCUUUAAAAUGAUACUGGAUUUGCUGAAAUCUCUCUGGAAGUCUUCUGUCAUCACUGUGGACCAAAUGAAAAGGGGCUAUGAACGAGUUUACUGUGAAAUCCCAGAUAUCAACCUGGAUGUGCCACACUCCUAUUCUGUGCUUGAGCGGUUUGUGGAGGAAUGCUUUCAGGCUGGAAUAAUCCCCAAACCACUGAGAGACCUCUGUCCUUCAAGGGGCAGAAAGCGUUUUGUGAGCGAAGGAGAUGGAGGUCGUUUUAAGCUGGAGAGCUACUGAAUGUGAGAACCAGCUCCUGAAGCCUUAAAUGUUGAAAGGGAAAUAGGUAUCUAACUAUAUAUAUAUAUACAAACACGCAUGCUUUUUGGGUGUGUGUAUGUAUAUAUGUAUACACAUAUAUAACGUACCAAAUUUAAGAGUUGCUUAGCACAGUUCAUAUUUUUUUAAAAGCACAUGUUUUGGGUACA